AUGGCUGCUCCAAAGAAUUACCUAGGAAGCGGCGAGCUGGUACUGCUGUGCGCGCUCCUGGGCGCGCUGGGGGAGAUCGGGAGAGGACAGAUCCACUACUCCGUGCCAGAAGAGAGCGACAAGGGAUCCGUCGUGGGUAGGACGCAGCUCUUUGCGCUGAACGCGCGAAGCGGCAGCCUGGUCACCGCGGGCCGCAUAGACCGGGAGGAGCUCUGCGCGCAGAGCGCGCGGUGUCUUGUAAACAUUAACAUCCUGGUUGAAGACAGAGUGCAACUUUACGGUGUCGAAAUAGAAGUGACUGAUAUCAAUGAUAAUAACCCGAAAUUCCAGGUGGAAAGCCUAGAGGUAAAAAUCAACGAAAUCGCUGCGCCUGGAACUCGCUAUCCGCUCCCAGAGGCUGUCGACCCGGAUGUGGGCUCGAAUGCCCUGCAGAGCUACCAGCUCAGCCCCAGUCCCCACUUCUCGCUGGACGUGCAGACCGGAGACGACGGAACUGUAAGGCCAGAGCUGGUGCUGCAGCGCGCCCUGGACCGCGAGGAGGAGGCUGCUCACCACCUGGUCCUCAUGGCCUCGGACGGCGGCGACCCGCGUCGCUCCAGCACAGUGCACGUCCGAGUGACGGUGCUGGAUACCAACGACAAUGCCCCGGUGUUUGCUCAGCCAGUCUACCGGGUGAAAGUCCCCGAGAACGUGCCCCCAGGCACCCUGCUGCUUACUGUGAGCGCUAGCGACCCAGAUGAGGGCACCAAUGGAGACGUGGCCUAUAGAUUCUGGAAAAUCAGUGAAAAACAGUCUCCGUUAUUCCAUCUUAAUGAACAGACUGGAGAAAUAUCAGCAGCAAAGAGUCUGGAUUAUGAGGAAUGUGCAUUUUAUGACAUGGAGAUACAGGCUGAAGAUGGUGGGGCACUGAAGGAUCGGGCCAAAGUCCUCAUUUCAGUGGAAGAUGUCAACGACAAUAGGCCUGAAGUGACUGUUACCUCUCUGUUUAGCCCAGUCUUGGAAAAUACUCCUCCUGGGACGGUAAUUGCCUUCUUGAAUGUGCAUGACCAAGACUCUGGGAAGAACGACACGAAUGACAACCCACCUUCCUUCCCUCAAACCGCCUACUCAACCUACAUCCCUGAGAACAACCCCAGAGGUGCCUCCAUUUUCUCCGUGACUGCUCACGACCCUGACAGUGGCAACAAUGCCCAGGUCACUUACUCUCUUACCCAAGACAGCAUCAUGGGAGCACCUCUCUCCUCUUAUGUCUCCAUCAACUCUGACACUGGUGUCCUGUACGCACUGCGCUCCUUUGACUAUGAGCAGAUUCAAGACUUGCAGCUGCUGGUAACAGCCAGCGACAGUGGGGACCCUCCACUGAGCAGCAAUGUAUCACUGAGCCUGUUCAUAUUGGACCAGAAUGACAAUGCGCCAGAGAUUUUGUACCCCAUGCUUCCCACUGACGGUUCCACAGGCGUGGAGCUGGCACCCCGCUCCGCAGAGCCCGGCUACCUGGUGACCAAGGUGGUGGCGGUGGACAGAGACUCGGGCCAGAACGCCUGGCUGUCCUACCGCCUGCUCAAGGCCAGCGAGCCCGGGCUCUUCGCGGUGGGGCUGCACACGGGCGAGGUGCGCACAGCGCGGGCCCUGCUGGACAGAGACGCCCUCAAGCAGAGCCUGGUGGUGGCGGUCCAGGACCACGGCCAGCCCCCCCUCUCGGCCACUGUCACGCUCACCGUGGCUGUGGCUGACAGCAUCCCUCAUGUCCUGACUGACCUGGGUAGCAUCAAGACCCCUGCCGACUCUGAUGAUUCAGACCUCACCCUCUACCUGGUGGUGGCAGUGGCCGUUGUUUCCUGCAUCUUCCUCGCCUUCGUCAUCGUUCUGCUGGCUCUCAGACUGUGGCGAUGGCACAAGUCGAGUCUGCUCCAGGCUUCAGGCAGCAGGUUGGCAGGACUGCCAGCCUCAAACUUCGUAGGCAUAGAGGGAGUACAGGCUUUCCUGCAGACCUAUUCCCACGAGGUCUCCCUUACCUCGGACUCUCGGAAGAGUCAUGUGAUCUUUCCUCAGCCCAACUACGCAGACACACUCAUCAGCCAGGAGAGCUUGGAGAGCGAGGCGCUGGCCACCUCCUCGCGCAGCCGCAGCGCACCCUCCCCAGCUCAGACUCGCUCGCUGGAGCCUUCCUACCGCCAACUCCUCUGGCAAAGCAGCAGCCCGGGCGGACCCGCACGCCGGAAAUACAGCUCUUCCGAGGCCCGGACAGCUACCACCCAGAGACGGUGUUUGUAA
Sus scrofa (pig) is the source of this 2274-nucleotide messenger RNA. The record is from RefSeq and is a predicted model, not a curated record. Lineage: Eukaryota; Metazoa; Chordata; Mammalia; Artiodactyla; Suidae.